Molecule: messenger RNA, 2781 nt
Organism: Prorocentrum cordatum
Lineage: Eukaryota; Dinophyceae; Prorocentrales; Prorocentraceae
Source: the annotation of a GenBank genome assembly
AUGUGGCGCCAGGUCCGUCAUCAACUCCAUGCGCUGGGCCGCGCCAGCGCUGCUGUGCAUGCCCUGAAUUACCUCUACGGCGACCGGUCCUCGCCGUCGCCGUCGGCUCCGUCGGUUGGGCAGCGCUCCGCCGCUGGUCACAUCUGGGACUCCACCGUCGCGCUCGGGCCAGAGCCUGAUGAGUAUCGCGACGACAUCUCAGACCCCAACGGGCUACGCGGGGAGGCCUGUCCGCAGGGCCCGCACACGGGCCCCGCGCUGCUCCGCUCGCCAGUUGACUACGCCUCAUUCCCCGGCGCGAUGGUCGAGCGCCGCAUGCUGGUCUUCUCUCCCGCGCAUGGGCGUCUGGGCAACGUGGGAGUUUUCUAUGUGCCAAAGAGGAGCGGGCGCCUUCGUGUGAUCUUCGAUACCCGCCUGGCCACCUGCGCCUUCACCGACGCCCCGAGGACCCAGCUGCCUUCAGCAUCAGCCUGGGGGCGCUUCGAGACGGGUGGCACGCGCGUCUCCGUCGCCUCGGCCGACCUCGACGUGGCGUUCUACCGCGCGCAGGUGCCGGAGGGGAUGGAGGAGUACUUCACGCUCCCGCCAAUCGCUGCAAAGUACUCGGCGCCCCCGGGCAUCACGGUCGCAGGCGUGACUGGCGAGGACCUCGUGCUACCCCAGGUGGCGGUGCUCCCCAUGGGCUUCAGCUGGGCCUUGCACCUGUGCCAGACGGUGCCCCAGACGUCGCUGUGCCGCGCUGGCUUCUCUCCGGAAGACCUGGUCCUGGACGGCCACUGCGGCUGCCAGCUUUCUGACGAUCCAGCUUCGGUCGUGGGGGCCGGCUACGUGGACAACUACUUCGUCCUCGGCGGCUCCGCGAAGCAGGUGGGCCAGCGGCUGCGGGUGGUGCCUGGCGACCUUGUCCGGCACGGGCUCUCGGUGCACGAGCUUGAGGCGCCCUCCCAGGACCGCGACGUCCUGGGGCUGUCGCUGCGCGAGGGGCGGUGCCUCAGCCUGCGGACUCGCAACAUCUGGAGGCUCCGCGCGGCGAGCCGCGCCGCCACCCGGAGGCAGGCCAUCGGCGGCUUCCUCCUGCGGGUGCUCGCGGGGCACAUCACCUGGGCGCUGCUGCUGCGACGCGAGCUGCUGUGCCACUGUGACCUCGCGGGUGCCAAGGGGAGAGUCGUUGAAAAGUGGGGGUGCAAGAUCGAGGGAGGAGCGCAGGCUAGCAACCGGACGGUCGGGAUGGGAGUCGACAGCUCGUUCGCGGAGACGGCGAUCUGCAGUUUGCCCGAGCUGCGGCGCGCGCUGCCGGCGCCGCUCGCCCUGCUGGCGGCCUCGGGCCCUUCGCUGCUGGAGCGGCUGGUGAUUCGAGGCUCCGCGGCCCGCCCGCAUCGGGUGACGCUGAACGGCUUCGUCGGUUAUUGCAGCAAGCCCAACCUGGACUGGGCGGACCGCCAGUCGCUGAACCAGGCGCCGGUGACCUUCAUGGACAGCCAGUUCCGCCUCGGCGGCGGCGGGCACCUCGGCAACGUGCUCCUGGCAGCGGUCGCGCUCUUCCUCGGCUCGUUGCGCAAGCGGGCGGCCAUGCUGAUGCCGCGUGCGCGCCGCGCCGCGGCCACCUGGGCGCGGCGGGCGUCGUCGCGCACACGGCUUCCACCGACUCGUCGCGCCGUGCCUGCCCUAGCGGGCCUGCUGCUACGCGACGGCUUCCUUUGGCUCGCCAUUUGCAUCCUCGUCGCGUUCGUCUGCUACCUCAGGCCCAUGGAGGCGGCGAAGCGAUGCGGCUGCCACCUCGUAGCACCAUCGCCGACCGUGGGAGCAGGCUACCACCUCCUCGGACUGCUGCAGCUCAAGAGCGGCCAGGAGCCCAAGAAGACAGGCAUCCACGGCGAGAGCAUCCUCUUCGAUCGGGAGCCACGGCUCACACCGCUGUUGGAGGCGCUGAAGGUCCGCACUGCGCCGAGCCAGCAGCCGUUCGGCGAGGGGGUGGACUGCCUGGGCGCGCUCUUCGGGCGCCUGCCGACACUUAUCGCCACAUCGGCGCUCAAGAGCCUCAACCGCUACGCCGAGGAGACAAAGCUCCCGGGCGAGCUCGCCUGGAUCCACUCGGAAAUGGUGGAGUUUGGAGCCGCCUUCGAGAGCAACCUCCAGGCGCCCGGCUGCUCGCGCCCCGGGCAGGGCGGUCCGCCCGCGGAGGCGGUGAGGCAGCACCUGCGGCGGCAGCGCCGGCGCGCGGCCAGUUCGAGCACGGGCCGGGGCGCCCCCCCGCUGCUGCGCCGCCGUCCUGCUCUGGAGCUGUUCUGCGGCGCCGGCACCAUCGCCUCCGCCAUGAACGCGGAAGGGCACGCCGCCCGCGCCACUUGGCAUAUUUUGAACGACAUGUUGUCGAUCUUCGUCGCCGUGCUCUUCUUUGCAUUGACGAAGCACGUCUCCGUUGACUACUUCGGCGAAGAGGAUGGGCACGACCACAAACCUCCUGGCAUGCGAUCAUCUUUGAUCGCAGUGGGUAGGUUCUUAUUUUUCUUCGCCGUGGUCCACCUAUUGAUUUACUUUGCGGCCAAGCUCGAGAACCCGCUGUGGUCCAUGAAGAGCGUUGGCAUCGUAGGUGGGCAUGUCAUUGGUUUCGCGGCCAUUGAUGUGUUCGGCGGACUGUUGGAGCAGCCGUUCUCCCAAAGCUUCGCAUGUGUCUUUGUUGUGGCGGCCUCUCGUUCUGUUCAGUGGGCUCUUGUACCUUUUCUCCCACAAGCUGCUAAAGGAACUUGGGGACGGCGAGGAGUACCACGAGGUGGCCAGUGA